Messenger RNA from Volvox carteri f. nagariensis, 1203 nucleotides. RefSeq lists its product as uncharacterized. The transcript is spliced from 2 exons. The record is from RefSeq and is a predicted model, not a curated record. Bases 1 to 1203 code for a protein of 400 amino acids. NCBI's taxonomy places the organism in Eukaryota, Viridiplantae, Chlorophyta, Chlorophyceae, Chlamydomonadales, Volvocaceae.
AUGGAUGAGACCGGUGUCAAGACAAAUGCAUGUUUGCCCGGGCUUGGUAUCGCUUUGCCUGUUGACCGGAGCUGCAGUUGGUAUAAAACAGAUAUCGACUGCGGUGCUGGUUUGGAGAAUACCGCGCUGCAAGGGGGUCCAGGGCGCCUGCAGCACCAACCAUUACAUCAACGUCAUCACCCUUGGUGGCAUGGGACGCAGCAGCCUCGCAGCCGGGACCAAGGUCAGGGCCGCGGCUUUCAUGUACCAGCAGAUCAAGUCAGGGAUGAAUACCUUCGCUUUCCUGAUUACUCCACCACCGCAUUUAAGGUCGAAAUUGAUCGCCGGCUCCGGCCUGUGGUCCUUGCCGUACACAAAAGAGAGGAUUGCCCUCUGCCCCUCGUGGGCCUGACGAAGCCCCGCCAUGGUACGAGUGCUGGAGACGCCGCCGCCGCCGGUGGCCAUGGCGGCGGCGGGAGUGGAGAGCGUGCGCAUCGCCAACGGGAGACGCAUAUUGUACGAGGACGGGAAGAUGCACCUCAAAGUAUGAUUGACUUCAUCUUCGCGAAGAAUAUGCCGGCGGUGGGAGUGAUGGCCAGUCCGCUGGCGAGCAGUCGUGGCGAUGGUGACGGAUGCGGCGGCAGCAGCAGCAGCGGUGGCGGUGAUGCGGCGCCAGUGUUGCCUCCGCCGGCACCACUGAUUAUCCUCGCGAAUGAGGGUGCCUGGCGUGAUAGCCGCGUCAUCCACCUCAAGGCGCCGGUCAGCAACGUAACCGAGUAUUUACGAGUGCUCCGUAUGCAGCUUGCAAAGCAUCGAUUCUUUAUGACCACCCAUGGCAACGACACUGAAAUGAUCAAAAAUGAUCUCCACAAGCGUCACACCGAAUUUACUGCCAACUACUCGACACCUUGCCUGCAAUCCAUCAUCUCAAACUUCAGUCCCCUCCCUGACGCUCAGGACCUGCUCGAGUCCCGGUCGGAGCUGUUUUUUCGGGUCCCGGACGAGAAGCGCAAGCUUGGGGCCGUGUGGUACGGCUGCCGCCAGCUGCCCCGGCUAGUGGCGACCCUGCCUGGCCGUUCAGUGAACGGGCUGAGCUUGGAAGAGGCGCUGGAGUGCAUGGAGACUCUGUGGGGCUCGGAACUGAGGAAUGGGUUGUUUGAGUCCAUCAAGGGGGAGAAAAAUACUGCGGGACUGGCCUGGGCGCUUGUGCCCUGCUUCGCCUGA